Molecule: messenger RNA, 2267 nt
Organism: Vitis riparia (riverbank grape)
Lineage: Eukaryota; Viridiplantae; Streptophyta; Magnoliopsida; Vitales; Vitaceae
Product: protein DETOXIFICATION 54
Exons: 3
Coding region: 371-1939 (522 amino acids)
Biological process (GO): xenobiotic detoxification by transmembrane export across the plasma membrane
Cellular component (GO): membrane
Molecular function (GO): xenobiotic transmembrane transporter activity; antiporter activity
Source: RefSeq, a predicted model, not a curated record
AAUUAUUAUAAAAUGGCAAGCUAAAAACACCUCUCUCUCUCUCUCUCUGAGUCGCUUUCCCUCCCUCUCUCCUCACCUUUCCUUUUUCUCUCUAUUCUCUUCUGAAGCAGCUCCCUAAGAAACCUAGGCCGCAGUCGCCGCCAUUGGCAGGUCGCUUGCUUUUCCUUCCCUUAUCCUUUUUUUUUUUUUGUCAUACAUCUCAUCAGGUAUACGAACUAGGCACCGAGACAAAAGUGGGUGUCCUCAGCAACGCCCUCUCUAUAACUCAAAGAAAAAGCAUAAGGUGGGUUGAGUUUUGGUGUCGUCUCUUUGUUGGUUUUAAGAGAGAGUAUGGGGGACUCAGUUGGGUUUCGUUUUGUUUACAGUAUGAAUGAAUCUUUUACAGAUUAGGAUCUUUUUUAGGUGGUUUUUUAGGACUCUAUCUUGGGCUACAGCAAUGGCGGAUAAAGACCCAGAUUGCUGUUUCCAGAAACUGCCCUCUGUAACUCAGGUGGUGGAAGAGCUGAAUGAGCUAUGGAGCAUGGCCUUGCCCAUAACAGCCAUGAACUGCCUGGUCUACGUCAGAGCUGCUGUGUCGGUUCUCUUCCUGGGAAGGCUCGGAAGACUGGAGCUGGCCGGGGGCGCCCUUUCCAUCGGAUUCACCAACAUCACCGGCUACUCCGUACUGGUGGGCCUGGCUUCGGGGCUGGAACCAGUGUGCAGCCAGGCCUACGGCAGUAAAAACUGGGAACUGCUGUCGCUGUCGCUGGUGCGGAUGGUUCUGAUUCUGGGAGUGGCAAUCAUUCCCAUAAGCUUCCUGUGGGUGAAUUUGGAUAGGGUGAUGGUGGCGAUGGGGCAGGACAAGGAGAUAACGGCAAUGGCAGCGAGAUAUUGUCUGUACUCGCUUCCGGACCUGGCGACGAACACGUUGCUGCAGCCGCUGAGGGUGUACCUGAGGUCGCAAAGGGUGACGAAGCCGAUGAUGUACUGCUCGCUGGUGGCAGUGGCACUGCACGUGCCGCUGAAUGCGGUGAUGGUGGAGGUGAUGGGGCUGGGGGUGGAGGGGGUGGCGAUGGCGUCGGUGGUGACAAACCUGAAUAUGGUGGUGCUGAUGGCGGGGUACGUGUACGUGAGAGGGGGGUGGGAGGUGAAAUGGAGGGUUGGGAUAGGCGGGGUGUGUGGUGGGGUGGGCCCACUCCUGAAACUGGCAGUGCCCAGCUGUAUCGGGAUAUGUUUGGAGUGGUGGUGGUACGAGAUCGUCACCGUCCUUGCUGGGUACUUGCCGAAUCCCACACUCGCUGUGGCCGCCACUGGGAUUCUCAUUCAGACCACUUCCUUCAUGUACACUGUCCCCAUGGCUCUUGCUGGCUGUGUGUCUGCCAGAGUAGGGAAUGAGCUGGGAGGCGGGAAGCCGAACAGGGCGAAGCUGGCAGCCAUGGUGGCAUUGGGAUGCGCGUUCCUGAUCGGGAUCAUCAACGUCAUAUGGACGGUGAUCUUUAGGGAAAAGUGGGCAGGGGUGUUCACAAAGGAUGAAAUGGUCAAGGCCUUGGUCGCAUCAGUCAUGCCGCUGAUGGGGGUGUGCGAGCUCGGAAACUGCCCCCAGACCACCGGCUGCGGCAUCCUGCGCGGCACGGCCAGGCCGGCCGUGGGCGCCCGCAUCAACCUGGGCUCCUUUUACUUUGUUGGCACCCCGGUGGCCGUUGGCCUGGCCUUCUGGCUCAAGGUGGGCUUCAGUGGGCUCUGGUAUGGGCUCCUCUCAGCCCAGGUGGCCUGCGCCAUUUGGAUUCUCUACGUCGUCCUGAUGCGUACGGACUGGGAAGCCGAGGCUACCAAAGCCAAGAAGCUCACAAGCUUGGAAAUGGCCACGUCUUGUGAUGGGGUAGUCAGAAAUGAGGAACAGGAAGAGGGUGAUGAUAAUGAGAGCAGAGGGUUGUUGCUGAGUGAGGGUGAUAUCUUGUAGGGGGUGAUGAUGUAUUUAUGUUUUUAUUUUUUAUUUUCCUUUUUUUGGAAGUAUUUCCUUUGGGUUUUCUUUCUUUUUUUUCUGUCGUUUUCUUUUCUUUGUUUCGUGGUAGGAGGGGGGCUGACCGACUAAAUGCACGAAGAAUGAAGUGAAGGAAUGUGAAAAUAUGUGGUGUAUAGAGGUGGGGGAUGGUUGUGGUUGAGGCGUUUGUUGCAGAGAAGAACAGAGAAUGUCACCCUCCAUACUAAGUAUUGCAGAAUUUAAGAAUCCAUGCCAUCCAUUUUGCAUCUUUCAAUUUUAAUAAAAUAUUGCCUUAUUUUUAUUUUUA